ACGAUGGCACGUCUGUGUCCGUGUGCAGCUCUGUUGCGUCGGGAGCCCCGCUGCUGCUGCUGCUGCUGCUGUCGCUGCUUUCGGGAGAACUGAAAAAUCAAUUAAGUGUCACCAUGGCUGAAUUCGGAGAGAAGAAGAGCGUCGUCGGUCCACCGGUUGCUGGCUGGAAAGCUGCGUCAGGAGAAGCCGGAACGAGCCUCGAGACGCACCGAGGAGAGCCGGUCUCCAACGGAAACUGCAGCGUGUCAGACACCGCGAGGAGGGUCCAGAACGAGUCCAGCUGCGAGUCCCCGACGUGGGAGAACACAGGUCCAGAUUCAGCAUCCAAACCAAUCCCUCGACGCAGCAGUCUGAUCAAGGAUGGGUCACGUGCCGGUCGAGACAGGAAGAAGACGGUGUCCUUCAGCAGCAGCUUGUCAGAGAAGAAGAUCAGCAGUGCUGCCGACUGUAUCCACUCCAUGGUUGAGGGGAGUGAGCUGAAGAAAAUUCGGCCCAACUCACGUGUUUACCAGCGAUACUACCUGCUGGACGCAGGCCUCCAGGCUCUGUGCUGGGAGCCAUCAAAGAAGGAGUCAGACAAAGCCCGGAUCUCUCUCGCCUCCAUACGAGAGGUACGGACAGGUCGUAACACGGAAACCUUUCGCACCAGUGGAGUUUAUGAGCAGAUUUCAGAGGACUGUGCAUUCUCCAUCAUCUAUGGAGACGUAUAUGAAAACUUGGACCUGGUGGCCAACUCUGCUGAAGUGGCUAACAUUUGGGUGACCGGACUAAGGUAUCUCAUGCAGUAUGGGAAACAUGCCCUGGACAUGCUCGCCAGCAGUCAGGACAGUCUUCGUCUUAACUGGCUGGAGCAGCUGUUUUCCUCUGCUGCUGAUUCGGACAGACAGGAAGAUGUUGAGGAAGGGAUCCGCUUGCAGUCCGCCAUUAAGUUGAUACAGAGCGUGAACCCUGGGGUGAGCGGUGGCAAAGUGGAGCACAGGUUUAAAGAGCUUCAAAGAGUUCGGGAGAAGAUGUGUGGGCUAGAUAAUGGAUCUGGAGUCAAAGAUCACAAUGAACCCAAAAGACUAAUGGGAAGAAAUGAACGAGUCACCAAGCAGGAGUUCAUCGAGGUCUUCCACGACUUUUGCACACGUCCGGAGAUCUACUUCCUGUUGGUGCAGUUCUCUAGCAACAAGGAGUUCCUGGACACCAAAGACUUGAUGCGGUUCCUUGAGGCCGAGCAGGGCAUGGCUCAAGUGAGUGAGGAGACCAGCCUGAAGCUCAUCCAGUCCCACGAGCCAUCGGAGGAGGGCCGGCAGCAGGGAUACCUGUCUUUGGACGGCUUCACCAGCUACCUCACUUCGGCUGAGUGCCACCUCUUCGACUGGGAGCACGACACCGUGUGCCAGGACAUGUCCCAGCCUUUGUCCCACUACUACAUCAACUCCUCCCACAACACCUACCUCAUCGAGGACCAGUUUAGAGGUCCCUCCGACAUCUCCGGUUACAUCCGCGCCCUCAAGAUGGGUUGUCGAUGUGUGGAGGUGGACGUUUGGGACGGCCCUGAUGAGCAGCCUGUGGUGUGUACAGGGCACACCCUCUCCCCACCACUGGCCCUGCGUUGUGUGAUAGAAGCAAUUGGAAGGUUUGCAUUUGUGGCAUCAGAGUAUCCCUUAAUUAUAUGUAUUGAGAACCACUGUUCACUUCGACAGCAGAAGGUCAUGUGGAAACAUCUCACAGAUAUACUAGGGGAGAGGUUAUACACAAAUCCGCCACAUGAAGGGGACUUGUACCUGCCGUCACCCCAUGCCCUAAGGCAUCGAAUCCUAUUAAGGGGUAAGAAGUUGGGGCCAGGUUCUGAUGGGGAGGAUGGGGAGGUAAGUGAGGAGGAUGAAGGGGCAGAGAUGUGUCAAAGGAUGAAAGCAGCUAAUAGUGGAGGGGCAUUGCCUGGAGGAAGUGAGAAGGACACGUUGCAGAAAAGCUUCACUUUCACAGCUCUCCCUCAGUCUAAUAAUCCUCCUCAGCUUCCUUUCAAACGGUUCCAACUCUUGAAGGAGCUGUCUGAUCUAGUAACUCUUUGCUGCUCAGUGGGCUUCAUUGACUUUCCGACAUCAUCCAAAAACCAAAAACCUUGGGAACUGUGUUCCUUUCAUGAAUCUCUGGCUGUGCGUCUCGCUGGCGAUAGCCCCGGUGACUUUGUCAAUCAUAACAAGCAUUUCCUGUCAAGAGUGUACCCCAACCCAAUGCGUAUUGACUCAAGCAACAUGAACCCUCAGGACCUGUGGAAGUGCGGAUGCCAAAUCGUGUCUAUGAAUUUUCAGACGGCGGGACUGAUGAUGGACCUGAACACAGCUUGGUUCCGGCAGAACGGGAACUGUGGUUACGUUCUGCGUCCAGCCAUCAUGCGGCAGGAGGUGUCUUAUUUCAGUGCCGACACCAGAGACACGGUGCCUGGUGUGUCUCCACAGCUGCUUCAUGUGAAGGUGAUAAGUGGCCAGAACCUGCCCAGGCCAAGGGGUUCUGAGGCCAAGGGGGACGUGGUAGACCCGUACGUGUAUGUGGAGAUCCAUGGCAUCCCAGCUGACUGCACAGAGCGCCGCACCAGGACAGUGAUCCAGAACGGGGACAACCCUAUCUUCGAUGAGAGCUUUGAGUUCCAGAUCAACCUGCCUGAGCUCGCCAUGGUUCGCUUUGUGGUGCUGGAUGAUGACUUCAUAGGGGAUGACUUUAUAGGUCAGUACACCAUCUCUUUAGAGUGUCUUCAGCCGGGCUACCGACACGUGCCACUCCAGUCUCUGACUGGGGAGGAACUCCCCCACGCCAAGUUAUUCGUCCACGUGGCCCUCACCAAUCGUAGAGGCGGGGGAAAGCCUCACAAACGGGGCCUGUCUGUGCGGAAGGCGCGGAAGGGGAGGGACUACACAGCUCUGAGGGACUUGGGAGUCCGGGUUGUGGAUGAGGUUUUCAAGAUGGCUGCUCCACUGCUGAGAGAAGCCACCGACCUGAGGGAAAACAUGCAGAACUCUGUAGCACUGUUCAGGGAGCUGUGUGGGAUGUCGGCUGUGGCUAACCUCAUGCAGUGCGUACUGGCUCUGGGCUCCAGAGUGUCAGCACCAGACGGGACGCCUUUGCUACUGUUUGACCUCCGGGACCACUACCCCUCUCUGGAGCCCCAGGGGCCCCUGCCCGAUGUCCUUCGCCGGGUCGUCUCCACCUAUGACAUGAUGGUCCAGGCGAGUAGAGCAGUGAUGGAGCUCUCCGAUGGAAUCUACAACAGGAUCCUGCAUAUACAGACCACGGCGAUGGAGUUUCAUGAGAAGCUGCAGAGCCUGGCAGCGAAGGAGGGGCUGAAAGGUCGCAAGGUCACUCGAGCGCUGGAGAGUUUCAGCUGGAACAUCACCAUCCUUAAGGGCCAGGCUGACCUACUGAAGAAUGCCAAGGCUGAAGUCCAGGAGAACAUGAAGCAGGUCCACGAUGCUGCUUUGACUGGAAACCUGACCAAGGAGAGUGUAGGACUGACAAGAGUCCGCUCCCAAACACGACGAGGCCAGGAUGACAAACCGGCCACGAGUGCUAGAGGACCGUCGGCGUAGCAAGCAAACAAAUGAGAGAGAGAGAGAGAGAGAGAGAGAGAGAGAGAGACGACCAAAUUGCUGUUGUAGCUGCUGUGACAAACCCUCCUCAUGUCAUUUGUUCCAACGUAAUAAUCCGCCAGUGAGAGACUUUCAUAACGUUGUGGGAGUGGAACAGCAAGUACCCUGUUUUUAAGAAGAAAGAACAGAAGAAUUGAUGAAUGUAAAAGUCUUCAAAAUGCAACCACUGUCCACCCGACUGUCGCCGAGCACUCGAGAGACGUAGACGUCAGAGUGUUGCCGUGAGGGGACGGAAGAGAAAUGCCAUUCGGGAGUUGAAUGUAGCUCGAUUUGAAGCCAAGGUUCAGCUGUUAGUACUGUAUUUAAACUGUAAAUACACCAAAUGUUUAUUAUCCUCUUCCUAUGUGCAAUGUUUUUGAGGUUUGAGGUGUGUCAUGAAGAGAGAGGGAAAAAAAUGUCAUUUUUCUAGCACUGUCUGACUGAAACUUUAGCCAAAAGAUGUUAAAAACCUUUUGAAAACUUCUGUAAAACUGCUGCCUCCACAUGUUGGCGGUUUGUACUUCACUAAGCUGCUACAAUACCCAGCAAUAUCAAGUUAGCAAGGUCUUUUAACAUAGUAUCUCUUGGACCAGUGCAGCCCAUGUAUGUCUCUCUCCAGUUUUUUUUUUCAUUAUACAUAUGUAGGUCUUGGAUUGCAGCUCUUCAUCCAGUCAACUUGAGGGCCUUUGUCUUGCCACAGAAUCUUCAACUCCACCCUCUAAAUGUUGUCUUACAUACAGUGUUCUAUAUUUUUGUAUGUUCCCAACGCCCUUGUGGUAAUUAAACCGCUGUCACCUGCCAUAAUGAUCAACUCUGUGACUGUAAAUGUCUGCCUCUAGGGAACAAAUACUGUUUUGUUGAAAGUGCUUAAUUUGUGUGCAAAACAUUGUACAGUAUUUUAUUAUGUAAUUCGAUCCUUUUUGCUGUAAAGAAUAUUUUACAUAAGUUAUUGAUCCUAAAAGAAAACAUUCCAGAAACAUGUUAUCGGUGCAGUAGAUGAGGCUCAAUAUGUUCAGCUGUGUAAAAUGUUGCUGUUCAUGAUCACCUUCCUUAAGUUGGGAUGGAAAUAAACUAGUUUUUA
This is a messenger RNA of Seriola dumerili (greater amberjack), 4692 nucleotides long. Its product is annotated as inactive phospholipase C-like protein 2. The transcript is spliced from 12 exons. The record is from RefSeq and is a predicted model, not a curated record. The coding region runs from base 114 to 3572 and encodes 1152 amino acids. Gene Ontology annotation, molecular function: phosphatidylinositol-4,5-bisphosphate phospholipase C activity. Lineage: Eukaryota; Metazoa; Chordata; Actinopteri; Carangiformes; Carangidae. Gene Ontology annotation, biological process: lipid metabolic process; intracellular signal transduction.